AUGUGGAAAGACAAAAUAAAAAAAGACCUAAUAACGAAUGAGAAAGAACGAAAUUCGCUUAAAGAUCAAGUUUUAAUUAGCCUGCGGAACGUAAAAGCGAAUUUUCGGAAGUCACUACUCAUCUUGUUGUUUACACUGUGCUUUCUAUUCUUUCUGAUAAUGGGAAAGUACAAUGUCGUAAGACUCUGGUUUCCACAAUUAUCAACUAUAGUCGAACAUAGUCAGAUGAAUGCCGACCAAGAUUUAUGUGUCCUAUUGGAUAAAUAUACAGGUGAAUUAAAAUUAAGCAACAGUAAUGCUACAAAUGAAGACUAUUGCGUUCCUACUAAAAGUGGAACGGAAACCUAUACAAACAAUAUGAUAAUAGGCCUAGUGUCUCUUUUACCACACUUCAUCACCGGAGCUCUCGUUAACAAAGUAGGGAAGAAGGCUUUACUCGUAACGUUAUGUCUUAUCUCCGCUGGUGCAAUUUCUGGCGUGAGAUGGGCCAAUUCCAGAACCGCAGUCGUCGCCUUAUUCUCAUUGGACAUUGCCAUUACGCAAAGCAUUAAGAGCUUGAUCCAAGCUGUUACGAUAGAAUUUUUUCCAACAGCCGUAAGGACACUCACAAUUUCUUUAGUAAUGACGUUUGCUCGGAUCGGCACUUUAGUAGGAAACGUCCUGUUUCCAAUAUUACUAGACAUACAAUGUAUUAUCCCGUUCUUCAGUAUGGCCGGAAUCAUGACGUUUGUGACUUUGGUUACGCUCUUUUUGCCGAAGAAGAAAGAGAAAUGA
Molecule: messenger RNA, 774 nt
Organism: Bombyx mandarina (wild silkworm)
Lineage: Eukaryota; Metazoa; Arthropoda; Insecta; Lepidoptera; Bombycidae
Product: synaptic vesicle glycoprotein 2B
Biological process (GO): transmembrane transport
Cellular component (GO): membrane
Molecular function (GO): transmembrane transporter activity
Source: RefSeq, a predicted model, not a curated record